Molecule: messenger RNA, 3231 nt
Organism: Magallana angulata
Lineage: Eukaryota; Metazoa; Mollusca; Bivalvia; Ostreida; Ostreidae
Product: protein kintoun-like
Exons: 5
Coding region: 101-3016 (971 amino acids)
Biological process (GO): axonemal dynein complex assembly
Cellular component (GO): cytoplasm
Source: RefSeq, a predicted model, not a curated record
GGCACCUGCUGAAUUUCCGUAAUAUCCGGAUGAACAUUAUUACGUUUCAAAGCGUUUAGUCGAUCCUGAUUAAGUCGCCAAGGUGCAUGUUCAAACAACUAUGGCGUCCAAAGACCGACUAGAUGACCUGAAUCUUUCUUCAGACGAAGUUAAGCGUAUUGGAGAGGCUCUGAAGAAUGAAGAAUUUAGAAAACUAUUUGUGGAAUACGCGCAAGAAAUAUCUGAUCCUGAAAAUAGAAAGAAAUAUGAGGAAGAGAUCGCCCAAAUGGAAAAUGAACGAGGGAUGAAUGUCCAGUUUGUACAUCCCCAGCCUGGCCAUUGCAUCAAAACCAGUGUUGACGGUAAUACGAAGGCAUUUAUCAACAUCUGUACCAAUGAUAAAAUAGAUGUUCCGACCUCCACACCUCAGGUGAGUCCUGAUGGUCGCAGGGGUUUACAUUGGCAAAUACCACAUUCCUUUUCCCCACCGAGGGAUGAUAUUGUAAAAUCUGGUGGAAAAUGCAAAGUCUUCGACGUUGUAUUUCAUCCCGAUACCUACAGAAUGGGAGAGAAUCCAAGAUUCAUGAAACUUGUUGAAGACACUGCUAUAGAAGGGAUUGAAAAUCAAUUUGGCGUAAAAAUUGAUAGAAAAAAUCUGAAAUCAAUGCAAAUGAAGUACAAAGGCGUGCCUGUUGCAACUGUCAUUCGAUCAAAGUCUGAUAAACCAUCUGAAAAAACUGCUAAUGAAGAAAUUGACAGUGUUUUGAAGAACUUACCAUAUCCAUAUGAUGAAAAAACAAGUGCCCAAAAAAGUGAAGAAAUGCGAGAAAAGGUAAAAAAUAAGAAGAAUAUAGAAACCCAAAGAAAUAAAUCUAAGAUUCCAGAGAAAAGAGAGGGGCCAACUGAACCCAAGUACUCCAUCACCCACAGGUCAAAUAUUGACUUUCAGGAGUAUCGUAAUGCUCCAGAUGCCAAGACCAGUACAAGACCAAAUGAGUUAGAAAUCAAAAUUGAACUACCGCUGCUGGACUCUGCAAGACAGGUGGAGCUUGAUGUCUUUGAAAGAAGAUUAACUUUGUCGUCAGAAAAGCCAGCAGAAUACAAGUUAGAUCUCAAUCUUCCAUACCCAGUGGAUGAUGAGAAAGGGUCUGCAAGAUUUGACAAAAAUAAACAUUGUUUGAUUGUAACUUUACCAGUAUUACCACAAGAGCAGUUAGAGUUGCCAUUUUCUGGAACCAAAAAUGAAGAACCCCAAGAGGAACAGAUUUUACAAAACCAGGAAAAAGAUGUACCAAAAUUGAUUGAAGAAAUUCCACAAGAUGAUGACUUACCAGAUUUAGAAGAAAUUGAUGCUGCAACAGAAGUUCCCUCUUCACUCAAGAAUGAGCAACCAAAGGAAGAGACAACAACUUCGCUUUCUGUUCCCAAAAUUGCUUAUGGCUUUCCAGACUUUACAUUUAGCCAAGACACAGAGGCAGUUGCAUUUGUUUUAAAUGUUUGGAAUGUCUCCUCUGAUUCUAUUUCAGUAACUUACUUAUCUUCUUGCAGUUGUCAGGUUCAGUUUGUAUCAUUGGGAUCAGGGGGGUUUCCCAUAUAUUAUAGGUUCAUUGUCAAGUUUGAGGAAGGUUGUGACAUUGUACCAGAGCAUUGCUCUACAGAUGUGAAUGAUGCUAAUAUUGUACUGACUAUCCUAAAGGAAAAGAAAGCAAGAAGACACUGGGAUAAGUUCUAUGCAGGCAGCAGUGAAGGUCAACUUCAGGAAUACUUGUUCGUUACUGAGAAAAAUCUUCAGACAGAACUCAAUCAACUGACCACAGAGCCCGAGGAAGAGACUGAACAGUCAGAAAAUACACCCACAGUUGUUGUGACUGAAAUGAAUAAAAAGAAGUUGGCAAUAAAGAUCAAGAAAAAUAAGCAGCAAAAUGUAAAAGCAUCGCAAUCAUCUUCAUCGAGCAGUAGGACUGUGACCCCACUGACCGAUUCUGAGGAGGAAGAACUAGCAUCAGUUGAUCCAGGUCCACCAUCUGCAGACAUCAAGGUAGUUCAUGAUCUGGAAGUUCCAAAUCUACAUGGAAUCUUGAAGCAGCGUUCGGUGUCGGAGUCCAGCGAGGACUUAGCCAGCUCUAAUAGCAGCUGUAGUCCCACCAGUCCAAGAGAUGAGCUGUUUGGAUUCAAGAAGUCUGUCAAGUUCAAUGACCACAUAGAUCAGACAACGUUCCGCACAGGUGCUGCUGUCACCUCCAUGACAACUGCCCUGAAGAGCAAACGGCGCAGAAACAGGAAGAGAGAGGAAAAGAAAAAUGGCCGCCAGCGACUCAACAGUGGAGGAUCAGAGGGAACAUCUAGUGGAGAAGAACUAGAGGCUAGGCAGGCUUUAGAGGAGGAAGAAAUCGCGUUGAACGGUGACCAUCAGGACAGAGAAAAUGAGGAAGAUGUGAAAGAGAGCGAAGACACACAAGAUCAGAUCAAUGAAGAUGUUGCAGAAGAUAUGAAAGAAAUGGGAAAGGGAGAUAAAAUUAGCUCUAAUGUGAUAGAGACGUGUAAAGUGGCCUCGGAGAGUGUUGAAAGCAAGCUUGUAAAAAGCAUCAAGGAGAAAUUGUCCAUGUCUAAGUCUGAGCAAGGCAAUGAUAGUGAUGAUGAUGGUGGAGAAGAUGAUGAGAGUGAUCAGAAGGAAAAGGAAGUUCAUGUGAUAAUCAAAGACGAACCUUUAGAUUAUCGGACUAAACCGAAAAAUCUUGGUGAUUCUAAGCAAUCAAAUUUCAUGGAGCAGCUUGAUAAGUCAGCCACUAUAUCUGCCAAGCAGAAUGGUGAAGAUUCUGGAGUGGAGAGUGGGAUUGAAGGGCCAGGGGAUUCCUCGGAGAAGCAAGAGGAGGGGGCAAAGACUUCCCUCAGCUGGGAGGAGACGGCCAAGGUGGAUCCGGUGCCUGGGGGUGAGACCCAGACCCCCGGGACCACUGACCUGACCUCCAUGGAUCACAAGACCCAGUGUGCAUUCUCCUUCUCCAAUGCUAUCAUGUUUGAUCUCGAUGUUGACUAAGUCAACAUCAGUUUCAUCAACAACUCUUAUUAAAUGUUUUUGUAUCGAUUUGUACUUUAUUUCAAAUUUUCCCUUCUCCUUUUUGUUUUAAUUACAUGUACUUUGUUAGUUUGUGAUAGGUAUCUUUGUUGGACGGUGGAUGUUCAAUUCGUUGUAAUUGUUGCAUCAUUUGUAAAAACUGUGUUCAUUGAAAGGAAUAAAAAAUUUGACAUUUA